AAGUCGCUAGCUUUGAUGUACUAUCAAAAAUAUUUUAUGGCUCCAUGCGACAGUUAAAUUAAUUGCGUGGUCAUCUUGACAUUCAGAAUAGAGCAAACUAAUUAAAAAGGACCAUUAAACUUGAUAUAAAUAUAAACAAAGUAAAUGAAAACGUGCAGGCAUCUCCUUUGGUACUAAAUACGUCUAUUAUUAAUUAUAGAUAAACACGGCUUGGCAUAAAAGUUUAUCCGCUUUGGCCCAAAUUCACAAAGAAACAUGAUCGAUGCGUCAAACCUCGUUUCUCGACAACGUUUUGAACUGCUAUAGUCUGGCACACAACAAAACACCUUCGAUGGCAGGUUCAUGGCUAACUCAGCUGGCCUUUGCAGCUCUCAACAUUCUCCUGGGAAUGUUAUUUGUAGCGGCAAAGAAAGACUUUUGUGGAAGCGUUUUUGAAACUCAAGUCGAUCAUGUCUUACUUGGUCAUGUCACGGACACGGUUACUGUUGUUGAUGAGUUUGAAUGCCAGCUUAAGUGCAUCGGAAAUAACAGUUGCAAGUCGUUUAACGUUCGUACUGGUGGCAACAAUAUACAACGACGCAUUUGUCAGCUUAACAACAAAACCCGACAGAUGAAGCCAGGAGAUUUUAAAUGGAAGAAAGGUUCUACAUACUAUGGCUCUGUUCAGGCCUCCUGCAUCGAUGUUUCCCGUGAGCAAAACAAACAAACAAAGAACGGAGAGUGUUAUCCAGGAUACAAGGGGAAAAAAUGUGAAAAACCUAUAAAAGGUUUGAAUUCCAAUCAGCCUGCUCAUUCCUGUAAGGACAUCCGGGACUCAGGAGACUCCAAAGGAGACGGCGAGUACUGGAUCGACCCUGAGAAGAGUGGAAACCCUUUCAAGGUUUACUGUGACAUGACAACUGACGGAGGAGGCUGGCUUCUUGUCUCCAACGCUGUGCUUGACGGCUCAUCCUCCACACCACAGUUGUCAAUAGAGACGCCAUACAGAGGAAUCAGCAACUAUCACAAUAACCGGACGUUUCUGACGAAGAGUGCCAUGAAUGAGCUCAGAACGCACCUGUCUUUCACUCAACUGAGAUUCCACUGCAGUAAACAACAGGGACGCACGUUCCACGUGACCACGGCCGCCAACAGCACCGGUGAAACUGUAGUCCAGUACUUCAGCGGUCAGACGGAUGUCCAGCCUGAUGCCUGUGGCUCGUUUGUUAGAAUGGAGAAUGACAACUCGAAGUUAGCAAGAGUUUGCGGUCAGUGGGGAUAUAAUGGUUACAGCUAUAACAUUAACAAAUGGGGGCAUGGUGCAGAUCAAGAUAGAUUGUACUCUUUCCCUGCUUUAGAAGGAUAUAAACAUGAAUGGAAGCUGACUCCAGGAGGCUCAAGAUGGGAAUGUGAUGAUUUUCUCGUUGGAAUGUCUUCUGGUGAUUUCUGGAAAGUCUUUGUUCGUUAAGAUCCUGGUACACUUAUUACCAACAUAACUCCAAAUAUGGACGUCCGCUUAUCUAUGCUCAAAUACAGAGCUGAUUGUAGAUUGAUAUAUUGUAAGGGAAUUUAGUAAAAAGGGCUUUAAUUUUCAGACAAUAACUAGAUUUUCAAGAACUCGUGUAAGAAGCCUUCCACGUAAACAUGUUUAAUAAGAGCACUUUCCAAGCUGAAUUUUAGUCUCAACGUUUCAUCGCAAACUGAGGCCCCGUCUUUAAUUCGCUAAUGCGCAUGCGUUUUCGACACGAUGCCCAUUCGAUGAUGGGUUUUCUUUGGUAUCCAAAUCUUUGUGUUCACGCUGCUGCCGUCUACGCUGCAUUUUACCCGUCCACCCUGAAAUGCUGGCAAACUGACACGCUGAUGCCCUGUGAGAGAACUGUACGACCGUAAUUUGCCUAUUUUCGUUAUCCACACUAACAAGAUAGGGCUCCGUUUUCAAUAGAUCCACUGGAAAACGACGCGCGCGUCUCCUGUUGUAUCUGUUUGGACGAGAGGCGAAAACGCAUUAGUUUGCAGACAAGGCCAGAUAUAUCUUGGCAUAGCUGCUGUAAAAUUAUUCUCUACACCCCCUCCCCUCUGUAAAACAAAGUCUAUAGUAAUUUUUCUAGCCCCUUAUUUACUUAACUUAGUCACAUGUACUCCGUUUCGUGGAAUUCAAUUUAAACAUAAUUCUUGAGUUGCUUAGCUUGUAUAUUGCUUCAUUCUUUCUCGCUCCACGUUUGUACAGUGGCGCAUCUAGGGGAAAAAAUCACAGAAGAAGAAAAGCCGGCAGGGCAAGAAACAAAAAAAAGCCCCCGCCUCCUAGCUCAAGGCCUCGAUCCGCCACUGUUGCAGAUGUCUGAUUGAGUAAUAACCGAUUUACGUGUAGCAGAAAUAAACGGAUGCACUUUGAAAUAAAAUACUUCGAAUAAACAAAGCUGUAAAUUGUAUUAUGAAUAAAUGUAAAUGAAUAAAUGUAUACACGAAGUGUUUACAAAAUGUGCCAAAAAGCAAUUCCUCGACACUUCAAUGAUUCUGCGCGUUUACGUCUUGUUUGUUUUUAAAACCAAAAACACCGUUUUAUUAUGAGAUUGGCUUGACCAAUCUCAAACGUGGGGCCUGGUUAUAUUGGGAACCGUUAUUCAUUUCCCCAGAACCACUUUAAUUUUACUUAGCAUGAAAAAAGUUGCCCCUACUGAUUGGCCCUCACAAUUUCGCGCACGCUCUUUAUGUUCCGACUUAUUCCUGGUAAGCGAAUGCAAAGUGUUUGGGCUCACCUUACCUAUAAAACGAAACAUUCUUCACGCCUGGAUCAGAGAAAUCAUUUGUCUGGAAACAUGAGCUAAAGGUUUUCGAAUGUUUUAGUGUUAUUCAAAUUUGGUGCCUUUCACAAUAAUAAACAUGUGUAUCUUUUAAUUACGAUCUAAACCCCGUCACACCCUUAAACCUCAAAGCCUUUCCUGUUAAACCUUGACAAUAGAUGGUUACGUGCAGUUACGGAUGGAAGCUCAAGUUGGUAAAUUAAGCGGUUUAUUUUGUCAUUCAUCCUAGCUUUGUCGUUAUUUGCACUUGACGGUCGAUGGAACUCACACGAAACUGCCACUAUCCAUUGUUGACAUUUUAAUUUAAAUGGCCUGAGCUGAAAUUAUGAAUAUUAAGCAUUUAAUAGCACGAUUAAUUGAAAACAUGUCUUAUAUUCAGGUAGCGUUUAUCUUUUAGAGAAACUUCAUAUUAAUGUAGUGAUAGUUUUGAUUCGCGUUUGAGGCGUUUUACCUGCACACACAUGUAACUGGAGCUGUCUGCUUUCAAGAAUGUUUCUCAUAGGGGCCGCUACGGGUGUAAGGGAUGGAUAAGGGAUGCCCAGCUAACUGAAUACAUUGUAAAUACAAGAAAUACUGGCAUAUUAAAUGAUAUUUUUGUUCUAUUACCUUGUGGAGUGCUGCGGUUACAGCGAUAACUGAAUACAGUACUGUAUACUGCAGAACUACGACUGGCCUUUAGUGAUAAUUAAGAGUAAAUCAUAAUUGCAGCCAACAUUAACAGUCUCACUGUAACAAAAUGCAGUGAUAAAAUUUACAAAUGUCAGAGUAUCUUUCAUAGUCAGGCCCAAUUCCUUUCGGGUGCCUGCUGACACGAGCGUAAAACAAAGGAAACUAAACCAUACUCCCUCAAAGUGUCCAGGGGCCCGUUUCUUGAAAGCCCCGGAAACUUUUCGGGCCCGUU
This is a messenger RNA of Orbicella faveolata, 3681 nucleotides long. RefSeq lists its product as uncharacterized. The record is from RefSeq and is a predicted model, not a curated record. Gene Ontology annotation, molecular function: oligosaccharide binding. NCBI's taxonomy places the organism in Eukaryota, Metazoa, Cnidaria, Anthozoa, Scleractinia, Merulinidae.